Molecule: messenger RNA, 786 nt
Organism: Dioscorea cayenensis subsp. rotundata (Guinea yam)
Lineage: Eukaryota; Viridiplantae; Streptophyta; Magnoliopsida; Dioscoreales; Dioscoreaceae
Exons: 2
Coding region: 1-786 (261 amino acids)
Molecular function (GO): nucleic acid binding
Source: RefSeq, a predicted model, not a curated record
AUGGCUCAGUGUUUGACUUGUCAACAAGUAAAGGUGGAGCAUCAGAGACCUAUAAGACUUCUCCAACCUCUUCCUAUUCCGGAGUGGAAAUGGGAGAACAUAGCGAUGGAUUUUGUGUCCGGCUUUCCUAAAACCAAUAAAGGUUUUGAUAGUGUGUGGAUAGUGGUUGAUAGAUUAACUAAAUCUGCUCACUUUUUAGCUAUCAAGACCAGUUUGUCUUUGGAACAACUUGUUGAGCUGUAUAAUCUGAAGCUUCAAGGUGUUCUAGUUGCCAUCGUCUCUGAUCGAGACACUCGUUACCAGGCAAGCAUCCAGAUGGUUCCCUACGAGGCUUUGUACGGAAGGCGGUGCAGGUCACCUAUCUGUUGGGAUGACGUGGGAAAAAGGAAACUUUUGGGGCCAAAGAUUGUGCAAAUAACAGUUGAGAAGGUUCACCAAAUUAGAGACCGAUUACAAGCAGCUCAGAGCCAACAGAAGAGUUAUGCAGACAAUAGAAGGAGGAACUUGGAAUUCCAAGUGGGAGAACACGUUUUCUUGAAAGUUGCUCCUACUAAAGGAAUUGUCCGCUUUGGUGUUAAAAGUAAACUUAGUCCUCGUUUCAUUGGCCUUUUCAAAAUCUUGGAGCGUAUUGGUGAGAUGGCUUAUCGGCUUGCCCUUCCACCUACUCUCUCUCAAGUGCACAAUGUGUUCCAUGUCUCCAUGCGGAGGAAAUAUGUUUCCAAUCCUGAUCACGUGAUCCAGUUCUCAGGAUUUGAGCUAAAUAGUGAUUUGUUUUACGAAGAGUAA